AUAUUCUCGAUGUUCGAAAGUUUGUUUCCGUUGAUUUUGUUUUUGUCUUUUAUUUGUCAAACUGUGUUUGACGGUGGGGUCCUUUUUAAAUAUUUUUUAUUAGUUAAACUUUUGAUUGAACAUUUUUGACUGAGUAAGAGACAUUCAAGUUACCUUAUAGUUACGGAUUGCAAUACAAUGAAUUUGUGGUGAGGCAUUGGGGAGUAAAUCGCAGGCAUUCAACAAAAUCCUACAGUCCAUGGCAAUCAAUAAUAUUGUAAAAUAGUCAAUACGAAAUCAUCGAAAUGGAAGCAUCAUCCCAAUCACCUCCUUCCAUAACAGAUCACUUCAAAAAAAGAAAGAAGGCAACCAGUCAGAGGCUGAGGAUCAGCAAAUCCAAGCUAGAUGUCAAUUUAUCUGAAAACAAAAUAAAUGAUGAUAAUUUAUCAACUGAAUCGAAUAGCACGCACAUAAGACAGAAACUAAAUAGACAAAAAUCUCUAAUCGACAAUAAGAAGAUAAGAAAGAAACUAAAUAGACAAAAAUCUCUAAUCGACAAUAAGAUGAUAAGAAAGAAACUAAACAGACAGACAUCUCCAAGUGACAUUAAUUCAUCAACUGAAUCAAAUAGCACGAAGAAAAGAAGGAAAACAGUUAGACAGAAAUCUCCAACCGAUAAACUUGAUGGUGAAAACACGGAAGUCGAGCUUGAAAUAAGGAAAAAAAUAUGGGAUAUAUUGGAUAGAUCAUUGAGGGAGACGGAUGGUGACCUCGCAGCCGAGCUCGAGAGAUCACGGAAAGAAAGCUCUGAUGUUUCUGGGGCAGUUGGAUCUCCCGGCAAGGAGCAAAGUACCUUGCGUGACCUUGAUGAAAGUAUUAUAAAAAAUGUUUCAUACGAAGAGAAGGAAAGUUCUGUGGUAGCAGUAACACAAUCGAAUGAAUCUGGAACAGAAGAAAUUUCCUUCUCGGAAGUACACUGUUCAAGUUCCUAUGAGUUCGAUGAAAGUAUUCUGAGAAAUGUUUCCUCAGAAAACCUUGCUGGACCAAGUGGAUAUGGAAUUCCAUCGACAGAAAACAAGACACAAAGGAACGUACAUAGUUUAAGCUCAUCAUGUGAUAGUUCAUUCAAUACUGAACUGAAUUCACCUGAACUGAUCAGUGCAAUCAUCGAAGAUAGUCUCAAUGAUAGUACUCACAAUAACUCUGAUCUCAAAGUAUCAGAGAAUAAGGCAAUAAUCAUCUCGGAUGAAGCAGUUGAAAUAGAAAAGAGCAGUGACUUAAUGAGAACACCACAAACUGAGUCAAACUCAAACAAAGCUGAUGUUUCGAACUUGGAAGAAUUCCCAAUAAAGUGGGAAUGCGAAGAACUGGAACAGAGUUUUUCUGACCUCGUUGAUGAUUUGGAGAAAAUUAUAGACGAGGAUCAGCUAACCUCCACACCAAAGAAGAGGAAACCGCAACCUCCUGAUGCUACUAGUCCAACAAAAAAGGAAAAAUACUCUCCGCACAUAGUCAAAUCUCCUAAGAAGUAUUUUGGAUCCAGUGCUAAGAGGAAACUCAUCAAAGAUAAUCAAAAUAGUUCUCCUUCCUCAUCUUCCAAAACUAAAUCCAAAGGAUCGUCGACAGUUACCAGUAAUAGCAGUAAAACUAACAAUUUUUGUGGUUCACAAAAACUUAUCAGUGAAUAUUUCCCUCAAAGUAAACCCGAAUCCAAGGUUGGUACAGAACUGAAAGAGGCAAUCGGCCGGAGGAAUAGUGUGGAUUCACCAUCGAGAAAUUCUGAUGAUAGUAAAAUAUUUCCAUUACAUACGAGUGCUCACCUGAAGAUUUUUGAAGAUUGCCUUCAACACAUUCAAAAAGUUAUUCUGCCAGUAGAGCGAUAUUUGUUUACCGAGGAUGAAAUUCUGUUCUUGAAGUCUGUUGAAGAUCUGAACAUUUCUGCUAAAUGUCUCUACUUCAGAUUGCUAGUUAGAAAGCAUAGUUGGAUAAGGAGGUCAAAAAUCAAUUAUGAUGAGCUCAAUUCAUCGUUGGACAAUGAUUUGAAGAAACUUGAAGAAUUCGGCCUAUUGAGCAGUGACUACAAUGAAGAAGAUAUUUACAUACUUCUGGAAUUGUUGACUAAUCCUGAGUUGAGAAAGUUGUGCCGUUCAUUUCGAGUUGGAGAUCAAGGGAAUAAAUGUUCUCUAAUUCUGAACCUGACUAAAAUGUCCGAUAAACAGUCAACACUCGAUGGAAAAAAUGAUUCACACUUCCUGAUUAGAAAAGCCGGAGAAAUGAGCUUCUAGAAUCUAGAUCAUCAAAUGUGGAAUUUGAAGAUAACAAGAAGAAAAAUUAAAGAUACAGGUAUAAGUUACACUAA
Nilaparvata lugens (brown planthopper) is the source of this 2338-nucleotide messenger RNA. Its product is annotated as fanconi-associated nuclease 1-like. NCBI's taxonomy places the organism in Eukaryota, Metazoa, Arthropoda, Insecta, Hemiptera, Delphacidae. Gene Ontology annotation, molecular function: flap-structured DNA binding; 5'-3' exonuclease activity; 5'-flap endonuclease activity. The record is from RefSeq and is a predicted model, not a curated record. The transcript is spliced from 4 exons. Gene Ontology annotation, biological process: interstrand cross-link repair. Bases 285 to 2264 code for a protein of 659 amino acids. Gene Ontology annotation, cellular component: nucleus.